CCUUUGCUUUUUUGGCAAACGCUCCUUCUAAUAAAUGGUGUAUUUCGUGUAUUUGGAGCACAUGUUAUCAAAAUUAAAUUAAAUGUGUAACGUAAAAGCAAUCCAGCAAACACACACGCGCAUUGCCAACGAACCAGCACUUGCGACUACAGGCCGCUGUGCCAAGCAACAGAAUUACCACGUCGCCAUCGUCGUAGCUUCCAUUUCCAUUAGCAAAUGUUAAUGCUGGUCCCACACCUGUGCCUGAUGUGUUUGUUGGCUUAGUGUUGUAUUGUUCGUAUUCUAGGCACUUCACACAAUGUACACACUACUGCACGGUUUCUACAAAUAUCUCACACAAAAGGAUGAGUACUGCGUUGUUAUUUUGGGUUUGGACAAUGCAGGCAAAACAACAUACCUGGAGGCGGCCAAAACAAAAUUCACCAAGAAUUACAAGGGCCUGAAUCCAACGAAAAUAACCACAACGGUUGGCCUCAACAUCGGCACGAUUGAUGUGCAGGGCGUGCGCCUAAAUUUCUGGGACUUGGGCGGUCAGCAGGAGUUGCAAUCGUUGUGGGACAAAUACUAUCAGGAGUCGCAUGGUGUUAUUUAUGUGAUAGACUCCAAUGACCGCGAACGCAUGGAGGAGUCCAAACUUAUUUUUGACAAAAUGAUAAAGAACGAACUGCUUUCCGGCGUGCCGCUUCUCAUAUUGGCUAACAAGCAGGAUUUGCCCGAUGUUAUGGGCGUGCGUGAGAUCAAGCCGGUGUUCCAGCAGGCGGGCGCAUUGAUAGGACGAAGGGAUUGUCUAACAAUACCCGUGUCGGCACUUAACGGCGAAGGCGUCGAUGAGGGCAUCAAAUGGUUGGUGGAGGCAAUCAAGCGACACGCACUUGUGCGACCGCCCCGUGAAAACGAUUGAGCCAACGAAUUCUGUUCCAGUUUAAGAGAUCCAGCAACGUGUACACCAGCUCCUCGGCUUUAAGUAGGAUAAUUUUGUAUAAAAUACAUAGACACACAUAUAUAUUUUUUAUUAAAGCAUAAUAAUAUGUAAAUACUAAUGUAACCACCA
This is a messenger RNA of Scaptodrosophila lebanonensis, 1051 nucleotides long. RefSeq names its product ADP-ribosylation factor-related protein 1 (gene Arfrp1). Gene Ontology annotation, biological process: intracellular protein transport; protein localization to organelle; Golgi to plasma membrane protein transport. Gene Ontology annotation, cellular component: Golgi apparatus. The record is from RefSeq and is a predicted model, not a curated record. NCBI's taxonomy places the organism in Eukaryota, Metazoa, Arthropoda, Insecta, Diptera, Drosophilidae. The transcript has 4 exons. Gene Ontology annotation, molecular function: GTPase activity; GTP binding. The coding region runs from base 299 to 901 and encodes 200 amino acids.